UCUGGACUCAAGAGGGCCACAGCACCUUCCUGAAAACUGCAGCCUCUUUCUCACCUGAAAGAAUAAACCCAGAAAGCUCACAGAAUGUGUGACGCAUUUGUAGGUACCUGGAAACUCGUCUCCAGUGAGAACUUUGAUGAUUACAUGAAAGAAGUGGGAGUGGGCUUUGCCACCAGGAAAGUGGCUGGCAUGGCCAAACCCAACAUGAUCAUCAGUAUCAAUGGAGAUGUGCUCACCAUUAGGUCAGAAAGUACCUUUAAAAAUACUGAGAUUUCCUUCAAACUGGGCCAGGAAUUUGAUGAAUUCACCGCAGAUGACAGGAAAGCCAAGAGCAUCAUAACCUUAGAUGGCGGUGCCCUGGUGCAGGUGCAGAAAUGGGAUGGAAAAUCAACCACCAUAACAAGAAAACGUGAGGGCGACAAGUUGGUGGUGGAGUGUGUCAUGAAUGGAGUCACUUCUACCAGGGUUUAUGAGCGAGCAUGAGCCAAAGGACACACACCUGGCCUGAAGUUUGCAUCAGACUCUACAGCCUUUUUGGACGAAUUGUUUAAAAAGAUGAUUAUAGUUUUUCCCUAAAUAGAAGGUAACUUCCCCCACUUGAAUUUUGUUGAAUAUGCUUAUGGCGGUUGAAUAAAACUUUUUAGAUUUAGAAGGCGGGAUAAUUACA
This is a messenger RNA of Octodon degus (degu), 667 nucleotides long. RefSeq names its product fatty acid binding protein 4 (gene Fabp4). Lineage: Eukaryota; Metazoa; Chordata; Mammalia; Rodentia; Octodontidae. The record is from RefSeq and is a predicted model, not a curated record. The transcript is spliced from 4 exons. Gene Ontology annotation, biological process: fatty acid transport. Gene Ontology annotation, molecular function: fatty acid binding. Gene Ontology annotation, cellular component: cytosol; nucleus. Bases 85 to 483 code for a protein of 132 amino acids.